Messenger RNA from Strigops habroptila (Kakapo), 9372 nucleotides. RefSeq names its product G protein-coupled receptor 26 (gene GPR26). The record is from RefSeq and is a predicted model, not a curated record. Gene Ontology annotation, cellular component: membrane. The transcript is spliced from 3 exons. Gene Ontology annotation, biological process: adenylate cyclase-activating G protein-coupled receptor signaling pathway. Gene Ontology annotation, molecular function: G protein-coupled receptor activity. Lineage: Eukaryota; Metazoa; Chordata; Aves; Psittaciformes; Psittacidae. Bases 421 to 1434 code for a protein of 337 amino acids.
GACAGAGACAGACAGAAAGCAAGAGAGAAGGAGAGCACAAUUCACUCGGUGAAUUGCUUGCAAGCUUGGGGCUGAUAAUUAGGGAUCUCAGGAGAACAGUUUCUCAGAAUAACCCUCUCUCCUUCCAAUGGACCGAAUGGAGACAGUGGUUCAGUCCUGCUGAUAUUUUUUAAGCCCUCCUCGCAGUUUGAUGGGCAUUCCCAGUGCUUUUGUGCACGUCUCGGAAAGCGUUGACGUGGAAAGGAGCAGCGAGGAGGGGGAGGUUGGAGACAAAAACUGCAGCUCUUCUAAAAAUACGGAGGGCAUGCAAGAGUGUGAGCAGGCUGGGGAAGAGGGCGAGGUGGGUGCACCUUGCACCAUGUUCCCCGGGUACCGGCACGGAGCAGUUUCAGAGAUGUCCCUCCUGUGACUGGACGCACCAUGAGCAUCUGGGAGGUGAUCCUGGUUUUCGUGGUGGUGGUGCUGAUGCUCGUGGCCCUGCUGGCCAACGUGCUAGUGCUGAUGUGCUUCCUGUACAGCGCUGACAUCCGCAAGCAGGUCCCGGGAUUGUUCAUCCUCAACCUCACCUUCUGCAACCUAUUGAUGACUGUUUCGAACAUGCCCCUGACCUUGGCUGGGAUCAUUUACAAGAGUCAACCAGGAGGAGAUCAGAUCUGCCACAUUGUGGGUUUCCUGGAGACUUUCCUCACCACGAACUCCAUGUUGAGCAUGGCAGCUUUGAGCAUUGACAGGUGGAUUGCUGUGGUCUUCCCUCUAAGUUAUCACUCCAAAAUGAGGUACAGAGAUGCUGCUCUCAUAUUGAGCUACACGUGGUUGCACUCGGUGUCGUUCCCGAUAGUGGCAGCUUCUCUCUCCUGGGUGGGUUUCCAUCACCUCUAUGCCUCCUGCACCCUGUACAACAAGAGACCAGAGGAUAGGACACAGUUUGUGAUUUUCACUGGGGUCUUUCACACCCUCAGCUUCCUCCUCUCCCUUAUAGUCCUGUGUUUCACAUAUCUAAAAGUGCUGAAGGUGGCACGGUUUCACUGUAAGCGGAUUGACGUGAUCACUAUGCAGACGCUGGUGCUGCUUGUGGACAUCCAUCCCAGCGUAAGAGAGCGUUGUCUAGAAGAACAAAAGAGGAGGAGGCAGCGAGCAACAAAGAAAAUAAGUACCUUUAUCGGUACUUUCAUACUUUGUUUUGCACCUUAUGUAAUUACAAGACUUGUUGAAUUGUCCUCUGUGGUCCACAUCAACUCCCACUGGGGAAUCAUUUCCAAGUGCUUAGCUUACAGUAAAGCUGUUUCAGACCCUUUUGUGUACUCUUUGCUACGGCAUCAGUACAAGAAGACAUGGAAAGACAUCAUAAACAAGAUCCUCAAAAGAAGCUCCAUCAAUUCCUCUGCCCUCACGAGUGAAUCACACAAUCGGAAUAUAUUGCAGCUGAACGAAUGAGGAGCCUGGUAUGGGACCUACGAGAUAUAUAAAAUGAUAUACGGGAAACAAAAGUAACCGGCCUAUCCCUAGUAUCCUCAGCUGUUAAGGUUUUGGGAGGCAGUCCUGGACAGGUUGAAGCCCAGCCCAUGUCCCUCCAGAAGCCCAUGUAGGACCUAAAGGAGGCAGGCUGCUUUGUACCUGCCGCUUCCAACUAAUAGAGUGUUAUUGAUCUGUGGUCCUGCAGGCUUCACAAAUACAAAUCUCCCAUUGAUCUCCAUCAGCAGUUACACACACAUAUAGGGGGAAAAGCUAUUCAGCAGAGGGACUCAUGACAGAAAUGGGAGCAAACUGGUGCCAUCAUAAGUUUAUUCUAAAAAGCUGCACAGUGAUAUUUGUGCUGCGUUUUUCCACUGGUUACAGGUAACACUCCCUCCGAUGGAGAUGCCAACCUGGUUUUACAAAAACCACCCCAGCCUAGUUCCUUGAGUAGGUCAUGUAUAGAAAACCUCUUAACAGGAAGAGCUUAAUAGAAAUAUCUUUACCUAGAUACUCAUACAGUGCCCAAAGCAGCUUUCAACCUCUUCUGACACACAGUUUUUGAACAAUCCUGUAGAAUUGAACAAAAGAAAAAAUCACUUUGAAGUACACUAUGGCUGGGUUCAGCCAUGUCUUCACUAAGUUUUUUAAGUAAUUUCCACUGAAUACCAUUAGUUUUCUCCCCAUUAAAUUUCAGAAAAAUAAAAGUGGUAGACAGGAUGGAAAGGUCAGGAUGCCUCCUGCUUACCUUCCAGUAUGUCUGAGCUAUAGAGAGAUGUUUUCUGCUCAAAGCUGCAGAACUGGGCUCUGGGACCAGGGGAAAAAAAACCCCAAAACACCAAUAAACAACAAAACCCACCAAAAUAACCCCAAAUCACCUUUUCUAAUGUGUUAUUAAUCAUGGUGUUUCUUCCUACAGGUAUGUUACUUAAAGGAAAGAUGAGCCUAAAGCUGAGUUUAAAAGUAUAAUUUCCAAAGCAAGUGGAGCAAAUAUAGCAGAACCCCCUCACCACCACGAGUGCAGCCAAUAAUCUGAAUUCACAUCUGAACAUGCAAAUCUCAGGACUUUUUAGUGUAGACCUUUAUAGCUCUAGACUGCAGCUAUGCAUAGUAAUGUUACUAACGUUUACUAUGCAUUCAGCUCAGUCUACAGUUAAUAUAAGGCCUAAAUACCAGUAACAUUUUCAAAACCAUGUCACACUUCCUCAGACACCACCACUGUAUCUUAAUUUUUGGAAAUAUUAUUUAGUUCAUUGUAAGUACAACUACAGCUGGUAGAUGGCUUUACGACUGUCAUGUAGACGUGAUGCUGAAGCCAUCCUCUGGUGUCUAAUGGAGAAUUACUUUUCUGCGAAAUUUUCAGUGACUUCUCUCCCAAUUCAGCAAACACACUAUGAAAUGAGACAGCUUUUGAAGUGUUUUCUUAUUAAGUUGUAGAAUGUCAAGAGCAAUAAUGAAUCAGGUUUUAUUUCUGUUGUUCCGAUUUUUAGGAAUACUCAAUUUCUAAAACAACUUGAAACAAAGUUUUCUUCCUCAUAAUCUCUUAACAUUAUUUUCAUGUACAGAACUACUGGUUUCAAAUGCUUCACAUUUCUAUCUUGAUUGGCAAAAGACUUACUACUAAAUCUGACCUUAAUUCUGCACACGUUUUUCUCCAGAAAGUGACUUAAAUUCAAUAAGACAACAGCAAGUUAACAUCAGAAUUUAAAUUAAUUUUACUGAAUAGGUCAAGAAAUCUGCUGUCCAGUAGCCAUAAAAUACAGUUUCUUUUGUGAGGGUAAAUGGCAAAUGCCCUGGCUUAGAAUGGUCUUGGUUAACAAGGCUUCAUGCAUGCAAUGACAGCUUAAGUAACAGCUGAUAUAGCUGGCUGUAUUACUACCUACCCUUGCUCAUAUUUUUCUUGUUGAGAAAAGAUGGUCAGGAUCAUAUUGAGAAAAUAAGGCCCUCAGUAUACUGAAAACGUGGGAUCACUUUUUAGUUACUACCUCCUGUGUCCCCCAGGCAACGGGUACUGAUUGAUGCCUAUAGCUCCCCACAGUCCCUGACAGCCAAGGUUAGUGAGAUAAAAUAGUAUAUUCCCCAUCAUCCAUUUCAAAUAAUCAAUACCAGUCAGUUCGCAAACAUUAGCAUGCUCCAUUUGGCAAACUCUACCAUGAAUAGAAGUCUUUGAUAGAACAGACAUUAUGUAUUCUUUCAUACCUUGUGAAAAAGUGUCCUCUGCUGAGGUUUCUAUCUAGUGAUUCAAAGCCCAGUCAGGUAACUCAGCUAGGGGCUUCACCCCAUCAUCAGUAAACGUGGAAUCAUACCUCAGCUGUUAGUCUAGAGAGCCUUUCCUUAGCCCUUAGCAUGGUCCUACAGCUGCAAGGAACCAUGAUAAUAUAUAAAUUUACUUUGUCACCUGAUUUAUAAAUGGAAGAAUUAAAAUAAUGAAAUCAUCAACUACCAUGUAAAGAAAAAAAAAAAAAAGAGUUUUACUAUUAGGUUUAGUUAUAAAAAAAUAACAUAAUUAUAGUAAUAUAUGCCCACAAAUAUUGACACAUACUUUAAGUAAGUUUUUAUAACACUUCAUUCAAAAUUAGCCCUUCGCCAGAGUAAAUAGUCUACCUCAUCUUAACCAUUUUACUUCUUAGGCUUAACCUAAUUUUCUCAGGUACAAUAGAUAACAACACCCAGUUCAAUACUUGUUUCUUAAGAAAUUCAAGUCAUUUUGAUGACUUGCUUGUAUCAGAAUACAGGAUAUAAGAAAGUUGAUUAUUAGUGAGUUUAGAAAGAUAAAAACUCUAUAUGUGAUUGUUAUUUGUUUUACUAAGACCACUUUUACCCAAGCAAACUGCAACAGGAUGAUUUUUAAAGUCCACAGCUGUUGUCAACUUAUGUGUGAGGCUGCUGCUAAAGUCAAUGGGAGGUUUGUAUGUCAAUAAAGAUAGUCCCAGAAAGAUUUUGAAUUUUAAAUCAAUUACUCAAAUAGAGUAAGGUAAAUUCCCUUGAAACAAAAUAAAAAACCACUGUACAUUUAGGAUGGCUAGUAAAAUAUGGAGCACAAUACAGCAUUGGACUUGUCUCAUUAUGCUUGUGUAUCACAGUCAGUCACUGGUUGAUUUAUGUGUCGCCAUGAGCAAUAAAUCUCUCCCUUUGUAUGUGUUUAAAAAUUCUCCUUUCUUUCAUGGUGCCUUUCUUCUAGAAUUAAUCUUAUAACAGAGAAUAAAUAUAAAUUCCCCUUACCUACAUCAGCUCUCUGACACAUUGUCAUAUUUCUACCAGCUGAAGCAAGCAAGAGUUGUAAAUGCUGGUGCUUGAUAAACUGACUUGGUAUACAAAAUAAAAGUAACGCCCUAACAUUUCCUGAUGACAUUUCAUAAGAUACUAGAAAUAUGAUUCUGUGGCUCGUUUGGUGCCGGAUAUUCAGCUGAAUUCUUAUAGGCAACUGGCAAAAUCUUCUAACAUGUAUGUCUAAGUGAUGAAUGUAGAUAUGAGUAACUAUCUGUCUACUGAGUAUUAUACAUACUAUACAACAUUGACUCGAGUGAGUUAGAAUAAUGACAAUAAAUGUAAUGCACAAUAUUUUAUUAUCUCCAAUCAUGAAGCAGAACUGUUCUCUUGUCUAACAAAAACACGUGUGUGUGUGUGUGUGGGGGGAUUUUCCAUUUGUUAUUUAAAUAAUAUCUGAAAAAGGUUUGUGAAGUAUGGCUACAAUGAGUGCCCAAAAUACGGAACUGCGUGUGCAAAACCUGUGCAGCUGCUUAGGCAAUAUACAGCAUUCUGUUUGUUGGUUGCUGCAAUCCAUAUGCAAUAUCUAUUCCUCACAUGCAUGUCCAAUUAACAUUUUCUCAUACCUGGUAAAUUUGGCAGGCAGAACAUUGGCAGAUAAGGAAGAGAAUUUAGUCCAUUAUGUCAUUUUACAGUUAUUUACAUAAUCUCAAAGCCCUAACUGUGAACUAGGAUCCAGUUUUAUGCCAUUCUUUUUAAGCAGUUUGAAUGUGAAGAUCUGGGUAAUUGCACUUACCAAAAAUUAUGCGAGACUGAUAAGACUUUAUCGAAUAAAAUACCAAGUACUGGUUCCUCUUCUAACAUAAAUCAACAUAAUAGUUGGUUGUUUCACCGGAGGAUCAGGUCCCAUUAGAUAACUAUUUCCAGGUUUUAUAGAUCUGUCUUCUAAAUGUGUAGGACCCUGUUUUCAUGGUUUUGCAAAUGGGUAGAUGUCAGCAGGAUUUAGUGAGAUCCUCAUGUGCACGUGUGCCCGCUUGUAACGUCGGGCAACUGCAUGACUCUUCCCUAAACAACUUCUAUCCCUGUUUUUACUCUGAGUGAAAGACCCAACCUCUUUCUAGUGACCCUUAAUCAGGCUACUUUUUAACCUCCCUUAUGUCUGAAAAAAAUCAAAUCUAGACAUUAUAAAAGUUUUAGGCAAAUCCUUCUGAAGCCUGCAGAAGUAGCCACGUGUAUCACAGCAUCAGGGACCUCUGGAGGUCAUCUUGUCCAGUCCCCAAAAGGCACGUCCCUGCCUAUUGCUGUAGCUUGCCAUCUCGAUUUUGCCAAUGCACCUGUUCAGUCUGCAGUAGUGCUGGGAAUUGGUCUUAGUUUGCUUCAGGUCAACAAUAAGAUCAUCCUUGAAAGAACUGAUUUAAAAAUAAAUAAUUUUGGGAAGACAUUUUAAAUUUAACUUCAAGAAACAGCUGCAUCAGGACAACUUUUGAGGUUACAAAACUGGGACAGGUAUUGGUCUGAAUGGGAGGCUGAGGGUCAGAAAGCUAUAAACUGGUUUUGCUGCUGCAGUAUGUGUUACCCUGGCUGCAGCAGGCUUUUCCUAGUGACCCAUUUCUACAGUGAGAACUCUCAAGACAUCCACUUACCCCAAAGAGAAAGGUAAAAUUUCCAUCAAAGCCCAGUAGCUGUCAGAGUAGGAUGUGGCUACAAGAACAGCACAGCCUCCAUGGAAGGAUUCUUGUUGUCUUGGGAAAACUCUAAUGCGUUUCAGGUGGGUUAUAUGGAAACUACUCACAUUGUCUGAAUGACCAGAAACCACCUACACCUGGAUGAGCCUUACCUUAGGAGACAGUCCAAUUCUUAAAGCCCAAGAGGCUUAGGUAGCUUGCAGAAAGUAAUGUUUUUCUGGACCUACAUGCUUAGGGUUUCAUAGUUCCCUUACCUCUCUUAAUCCUAAAUGAAGAAGGCUCUAAGGGCUCUGAAUACCUUGUCCUAUACAUUUUUACACAUGCAGUGAAUGCUUUUGAAACAGCCCUUGGUAAAUUGCUUGCUUUUCACUACUGUUGGAAAUGUCUUCUCCCCACAUUAAAUGUUCUUGUGAUUGAACGAAGCUUAAAAGCAAAUCCAGACACUUCACACCUAUGUUAGCUCAUCGUUAUUUGACUCUAAAAAUCACAAAAUACGUCAACACAUCACAUUCAGCACAGAAAGCCCAGUUAGAUCCUGAUCCUAUAGUCACUAUGUGUCUGCCUUGAUGGGUAGCCAUGGAUAGUUAGGGCUAAGCAUAGGUUUAUGUGUUUGCAGAAACGGGGAUUAAAUCUUUGUAGCCUACCCAAGCCUGAAUAAGUGAGAACAAUAACAUUUUAGCCUUAAGUCUAAUUUUGUUUUUAAUUUACUUUUUAUGCUUUCAGCAUUCAGUAUACAACAAAUCAUUGAUGGGUGAAGUUUCUUUAUGAAAACCAUCCUGCUCAAAAGACAGCUGUCCCUCUUGGGGUGGGAUAUAAAAGUUUACAUGGAGAAAAGAGCUGCUGCAGUCUUUGUAAAUUGUCUACUUACCUGUAGUCCUGUUGUGUAUCAUGUAAAUAUGUAUUUAAGAUUGUUGGUUUUUAAGCAAAUAAUGCUGAUCUAAUGAAAUAGAGAUGUUGCUAUAGUUUAUCAUAUAUGUCUAUAUUUAUAAGAAAGAUGCUUAGUCCUAUAGACUGUAAGUGCACUUCAGAAACGUGUGUAUUGAGAAGCAAAUGCAUCAGGUGUAUGACAGCAUGCAUGUGCAGUAACUGUGUAGUAAAAUAUGUUUUUUUUUGUUAAACAAAUACUAUUGCACAUGGUUUCAAUGUACCCAAAGGUGUGAGUCUACAAACAUACAUUAGGAUAAAGAUCUCCAUUUGGAGGUACUGCUGAAUACUAGGAUUCUAGUCACCAUAGUUGUACAAUCAGGGCUUUAAAACAAAAACUAUUUAAGAAUCAUACAAAUAGCAAAAAACUGAAAGCCUCCAUCCUUGUUGGAUUUGGAUGCAGCAAGAGUUCCUAAGGAAAAAGCAAAGCAGUGCUUUAUCAAGGAAAUGCCAGUACAUCCUAGUGAGAUAUUAAUGGGAACGCAACAUGGCCCAGGGUGUAAAGUUGGCUAUAGCUUUUCUCUUGCUGUCCAUCACAGGCAGUCCUCUUUAAUCAUAUUGCACUUAUGCUAACUUGAGUUCUUGAACAGAAAUUAAAAAAGCCCUGUUAGAUACCAGUGUUUUACAUUACCUUCUGACCACAAAAUCCUUAUGCAAAGACAGGUAGUUUCUACUCCUCCUGCUUUGUUAAUGUGAUCAGUGAGAUACAGAGGGAAAAAAGAAAAAAAAAAAGAACAAAAUCUUAUGAUUUGAAUUAUUUUUGUUACAAAAAAAAAGUCAGUAAAAUACUUGGUGCCCUUAGGGUCACAUAGCAAAAAUGUGACAAAGCUGGGGCAAGUUCUCCAUGCUCUGUCAUCCACCCCAGCCUCAUUCGAGUAAAACAAAGCUACCUGAAUCAGCCAGAGUGAAGAAUGGGUCUUUUUAUAACAGAAACCAUAGGGCUUCCCAGAGAAGAUGUUUGAAAAAUCAUUAUCACAGAUUGCCUUGGAAAAUAAAAAUAGAUAACUAAAAGGUGCCUUGAUUUACCUUUAUUUAUACACACAGCAUUUUUCUAAACCUUAGAUAUUUUUUCUCAGUGUUUUUAUUUUCUUAAGAUCAUGGUAGGAUAAAAGAUCCCAUAUAUUUGGUAAUCACUUUAAUUCAUAGAAUCAUAGAAUCACAGAAUAUUCAGGGUUGACAAGGACCUUAUAAUCAUCCAGUUCCAACUCCCUACCAUGGGCAGGGAUACCUUCCACUAGACCAUGUCACCCAAGGCUCCAUCCAGCCUGGCCUUGAACACUGCCAGGGAUGGAGCAUUUAAUUAUUCCCUUCUGAAUUCUUGCAGGAAUGUAAGGUAUUGUCAGUCUUUCCAGAUACAGUUAGAUAUAAACAUUUUCCCCUAGAUUAGAUGAUUAAAUGAUUAUUUGCUUUAAAAAUAAAGUUAGGGGCUGGUUUUACAAAUCCUUACUGUAAGAACUGUGGGGUUGCUUGGAUAAGUAAGGACAUUCAUAUAAUGAGAGGAAUAAAAGAUCUGGCCCUAUGUAUUUAAAAUUCUGUUUCACUUUUCAAAUAAUGAAAAUAGAUGGUUUCUAUUUCUAAAACCACUUAGGCAGUCUGAAGAUAGUUCUGAAAUAACAUUAAUAACAGCUGCUGUACAUAGGGCAUGUUUUGAUUAUAUUAUUAUAAAUAUACCAUAAUAAUUUAUUGCAUUUUACUUUUUUUUUUUCUUAAUAACAAGGAGAUCUAAUCGCAGGGGCUAUUUAUUUAGGGAAAAAAUUGCAAUAUAAAGAAAACCUUUCCAAAUAGCAUGGAUAGAGAGAUGCACAGACUGAUGAACAUGGAUCUCAGGGUCCCAUGUAAGCUAAAUUGCUUUAGUCUCCCAAAAGAUGUUGCAGAAACAAAGAUUCAUUCAUGUAAAGGCAGAAACAAAAUUCUGUUGUACUAUUACUUGCAAUUUAAAGAAAUACAAUAAAAUAAAUCUUAAUCUUGACUUCAAAUAUCUGAAUAACGGGGCCUGUGCUGUCUAUGCUGUUUACAACGGCUUGUGUUUUGUGAAUACAUAUCAGAUGUUGUAAUAUAUUUUUACUACAUAGAGCUCAUGGUUAAUACAAAGUGACAUAUAUAA